This is a messenger RNA of Rhineura floridana, 4605 nucleotides long. RefSeq names its product protein tyrosine phosphatase non-receptor type 9 (gene PTPN9). Gene Ontology annotation, molecular function: protein tyrosine phosphatase activity. Bases 931 to 2685 code for a protein of 584 amino acids. Gene Ontology annotation, biological process: protein dephosphorylation. NCBI's taxonomy places the organism in Eukaryota, Metazoa, Chordata, Lepidosauria, Squamata, Rhineuridae. The record is from RefSeq and is a predicted model, not a curated record. The transcript is spliced from 13 exons.
GGGGGCACAGGCUUUGGAGCUGGAUGAGCCUCAGUAAAGGAAACAGUAUUGGCCUGUGACUAGAGGCGGGGGGGGUGUAGUUUGGCUUCCUCUCGCUCUCUGUCUUUACUGCUGCUGCUUUUGAGGAAUAAGGACUGCGGAGGAACAUACACGAGAAAGGAGGGGAGGGCUUUAAGCCCUGAAGUGUAUUAAUUUUUUUAAAAAAAGGAAUUUACUUCCUACAUAUCCCCCCUCUUCUUUUUCUGCCCUCCUUUUUUUCUCCCAGAAAGCAACAGUAGGAGGGAUCUUUGCAGGGUGAAGAUCUCAGCACAAUCUGGAGAGGAUUUCAGCUUUCGGGGCUGGGAAGUUUUGCAAUUUCGAAAGAUCUCUGUCCCCCUCCCUUUCUCUCCCUUCUCGUUAAUCUUUUUGCCUUCCUAUAUACUGGCCUGUUUUAAGGACAGAGGACUUUUAUUGCAUCUAAAUCAGAGUUUUUAUGAAGGCUUUUUUUGCGGGUUUUUUGUUUUGCAGGAUCGUUUUUUUAUGGGAUUUCUGAAGUUGAUGCAGUUGUAUGUGUUGCAUUGAAAAGGAGAGAGGGGCGUCAAAAACACUCAUAAUCGCAGGCGUCCUUCCGUGCUCCCACCCGCAUUCAUACACACACACACACACACACAAAUUAUAUGAAAUAAUGAACAGACCCUUAAAAAGUAAAACGCUGAAGAAUGUGAUCCUCUAACUUCGGGAGCAGCUUGAGUUGACUGAACCAAAAAAGCCGGCUUGUAGGACUUGCGUGUUCCCCCCCCCUCCGAAAAAGUGUGGGGAGGAGGUGAAAGAAAGCAAAAUUCGUGGAAUUUUUACAAAAAUGUUGAUGGGGGGAUAGCUUUGGAAAACUUCAAAAUCUCCUCAUCGCUGGGGUCGGCAUCAAGUCUUGGGAGUGCCCCCAGAAGGGUGAGGAUGGCUGCGGAGCUGAGCCCGGAGGAGGAGCAGGCCACCAAGCAAUUUCUUGAAGAAAUUAACAAGUGGACAGUCCAGUACAAUGUGUCUCCUCUCUCUUGGAAUGUGGCAGUCAAGUUCCUUAUGGCCAGGAAAUUCGAUGUCCUCCGAGCAAUUGAACUCUUCCAUUCCUACAGAGAAACCAGGCUGAAGGAAGGGAUUGUAAAGCUGAAGCCUCACGAGGAGCCCCUCCGCUCAGAGCUGCUUAGCGGGAAAUUCACAAUCCUGAGUGUACGAGAUCCAACUGGAGCCUCGAUUGCCCUCUUCACUGCCAAGUUGCACCAUCCCAACAAAAGCAUCCAGCAUGUGGUACUCCAAGCCCUCUUCUACUUGCUGGAUAGAGCUGUGGAGAGCUUUGAAACUCAGCGGAACGGCCUGGUGUUUAUAUACGACAUGGCGGGCUCCCACUAUACCAACUUUGAGUUGGACCUCAGCAAGAAAAUCCUCAACCUACUGAAGGGAGCCUUUCCAGCUCGCCUCAAGAAGGUGUUCAUUGUGGGUGCCCCGAUGUGGUUCCGAGUUCCUUACUCCAUCAUCAGCCUGCUGCUCAAAGAGAAACUCAGAGAAAGGAUUCAGAUGGUGAAGAUGUCUGAGUUGAAAGAGCACCUUCCCCAUGAAUGUCUCCCCGAGUACCUGGGUGGAUCCCUCAAACUGGAUCCCCUCAGCUGGAACUGCCGGUUCCUCCCGCAGCAGAACGGCCACCCGGACCCUCUUGAUGAGCUGAUCCUGGUGCCUCUGGCCUCCCCUCGCGACAACGGGUCGGUGCACACCCCAGGCCCAAAGUCUAUGACAGUGCAGGAGGUGCUGGAGCAUGUCAACCAGAAGCAGAAGCGGGGAAUCUACGAAGAGUACGAGGGCAUCCGGCGCAGGAGUCCAUCAGGCACUUUCGUCUGCUCCUUAUCUCCCUUUAACCAGGAGAAGAACAGAUAUGGGGAUGUGCCGUGCCUUGACCAAACCAGGGUGAAGUUGUCCAAACAGUUCAGCUACCCAGAGCUGACGGAUUACAUCAACGCCAGUUUCAUGGAUGGCUAUAAACAGAGGAAUGCUUACAUUGGCACUCAAGGGCCACUAGAGAACACGUAUGGUGACUUCUGGCGCAUGGUGUGGGAGCAAAACGUGCUGGUGAUCGUCAUGACAACAAGGCUUGAAGAAGGAGGCAGAAGAAAGUGUGGCCAGUACUGGCCAUUGGAGAAAGACUUCCAGACUUGCUAUGCAACCUUGACGGUCACCAACCUUGGAGUGGAGAACCUCAGCCAUUACAGGAAAACCAUUCUGGAGAUUUACAACUGUGAGAGCCGAGAGAGGCGCCUGGUGACCCACUUCCAGUAUGUGAGCUGGCCCGACUAUGGCGUCCCUUCUUCGGCAGCGACCCUCAUCGAUUUCCUGGGGGCGGUUAAGCAGCAACAGAGGGUGGCAGUAAGUGCCUUGGGGCCACGCUACAAAGGUCAUCCAGGCGGGCCACCGAUAGUGGUGCAUUGCAGUGCUGGCAUCGGCAGGACAGGUACCUUCUGCGCACUGGACAUCUGUCUGUCGCAGCUGCAGGAUGUGGGCACGCUGAAUGUCUACCAGACGGUGGUGCAGAUGAGGACGCAACGAGCCUUCAGCAUCCAAACCCCAGAGCAGUACUAUUUCUGCUAUUUGGCCAUCAUUGAGCAUGCGCAGAGAGAGAACCUGCUACCUGCCUCCUACGCCAGUGCAGGAAAGGAGAACAGCUAAUAAGAAUCUUGGCCAAUGGCCAUAACACAGUAGGGACCAGCCCACCAUCCGCUUCCUCCCUCUUGACCAAUCCGGAUUUGUCAGCGUCUUCAGAUGCAGCAUCGCCAGUGACACUGAUGCGAGAGCCAGCUUCUCUACACACAACGCUCUCAAAAACCUUUUAUUUGACUAGCUGGCUAGGACAAGUCGCAACUGGUACCCAUGGGCUAUAAAAGCUUGCAGUCUUCAUGACUAGCACCCUUGACUGAACUGUGCCUUAUUAAACAAAUAAUAAAACCCAAACUUAUGGCCCUGAUUUGCCAUUGGAGGCAAACAGGGAGAAGAUCCAAUUCUUUGCUGUGUGAGUAAGCGUCUUCCUUUUUUUUUUUUUUGCGAUGGAGAGGACGUAGUUUCCCUGGUGUUGAUGCUGUAGGAACCCUUUGCAGCUAUAUCUGAGGCUGAGUUUGAAGAAACCCCAACACUUCAGUCUUACCCACCACUAAGUCUGUGUGUCUGUAUGUACAUAAUAUACGCUCGUUGUUCCACAAUGUAGCCAGUAUUCUCUUGACAUAGAUAAGAUGCAGUGUCAUAAUGUCUUACUGGGACCUCUUUUAUUGAGUGGCAAUGUCCAGUGUUACCAUUAAUUAUAUUAGUGGCUCUGUCUAUUCCAGCCUUCAGCAACCUGGUGCCCUCCAGAUGUUUUGGACUGCAACUCUCAUCAGCCCCAGCUGGAGGGCACCAAGUUGCCAAAGACUGCUGUACCCCCUCUGUGCCAGUCCAGUCUAGUCCACCCCAAUGUAGCUUUAGAAUACUCGCAAAUACGCACAUGUUGUACAGAGUGUGUGCAGAUGAACUACAGGUUGUGAUGUCAUGUUGCACAAAUGCCUGGUGUAUUUGUGUGAUGCCACAGUGGGGUCCACCCCAUCCUACGAGGAUCUUCUGUGCCGCAUCUUGAUAGGACCCUCUUUUUUUCCACUCCCACCCCCCUUCUUUGCCUCCAUUUUAUUUUAAGGCGGCAGAAAAGGUUAUUAACUAGGGUGAGGAUCCGUGGAUUUCUUUUUCCACAGUGUGGGCGUGGAGGUGUGUGUGUAGGAAACACUUGCACAUUUCCCACUUGCCAGGAGCACUUAAGUGGUUGAUGGUACGAAGUACACAGCAGGGGGCCAGGGGGGUUGUUUCCACUUAGCGGGGCUUUGCCCCCAACAACUGGGAGUGGAGGAUGGGGACUUGACAUUGGGCUCAGAGCUGCCCUCUUCCGUAGCCCUCCUUUGUCAGCCUGCCUGAGCCAGGUGAUGGUGAGGAUUGAGGAGAGAGAAGCUGAGGCAAGCGCCUGUCAGAGCCCCAUAGGGAAGCUUGGGAGCCAAAAGAAAAAAGGGAGGACCAUCCGAAUUCUUGUCUUCUCCUCUCCAGCUUCCUUGCCUUGCAUAGCCUGCCGAUGACAAAUUUGCAAGCAGCCAGCUUUCUUCAAGAAGACUGACACCAGUGGUGGCUGGUGGCUCCAUAUCUGUGGGGCAGUGAAAUCCACUCCAGGUUUUAUUCUGAACUUUGAAGAAGCUGUCCAAGGUACUGGGUUCAGCACCUUGGACAGCUCCUUCAGAAUGUGGACUAAAACCCGGAACAGAUUUCACUCCCCCAUAGAUAUGGGGCCACCAGCCACCACUGGCUGACACCCCACCCCCUUUCUGCUCACAGAAGAGGAGAGCAGCGUUUGAGCCAAACUCAGUAACUUUAUACUGGAAUAAGCUCUUUUGAAUGUGUAUAUUUUUUCUUUUUUACAAUCGCUCUACUGUUUUCCUUUCUCUCUCGGUUUUGUAUUUAACAUUAACUUGAUUAAAUCCGAAUUGAAGAUAAUUGUAAAUGUUCCUAUUCGCUGUUGUAUGGCGAUUCUCUCUUUCUCUGUCUCCCCCCACUCUUUUUUUUAUUUACAAAUAAAUAUACCUA